UGGUCCCAUACAUCCAAGGAGCUGACUCUGUUCUUCUCUUAUUUUGUCUUAUAGGGAAACAUUUGGAAAUGGCAGUGGCUUUCUGCAACCUCAAUACGGAGACUGGCCUAAAGAAGCUUGAUGAGUAUCUACUGACGAGGAGUUACAUCACUGGAUACCAAGCUUCAAAGGAUGAUAUUAAUGUCCAUGUAGCUCUUUCUGAAGCUCCUUCAUCUAAUUAUGUGAAUGUGUGUCGGUGGUUCAGCCACAUCGAUGCUCUUCUAAGGCUUUCUGGUGUUGAAGAAGGUCAGGGUGUAACCAUAGAGGGGUCUACUCCAGCGGAGGCUAUAGCAACUCCUCCAGUGGCUGACACAAAGGCUCCAGCAGCUGAGAAUGAUGAUGAUGAUGAUGACGUGGAUCUCUUUGGAGAAGAGACAGAGGAGGAAAAGAAAGCUGCUGAAGAACGUGCUGCAGCUGUCAAGGCAUCUGGGAAGAAGAAAGAGUCUGGGAAGUCCUCUGUUUUGUUGGAUAUAAAGCCCUGGGAUGAUGAAACCGACAUGAAAAAGCUUGAAGAAGCAGUCAGAAGUAUUCAGAUGGAAGGCUUGCACUGGGGUGCAUCUAAGCUUGUACCAGUUGGAUAUGGUAUAAAGAAGUUGCAGAUCAUGAUGACCAUUGUGGAUGAUUUAGUGUCUGUUGAUACUCUUAUUGAAGAGCAACUUACUACUGAACCAGCGAAUGAACACAUUCAGAGCUGCGAUAUCGUGGCGUUCAACAAAAUCUAGAGGACUCCGAUUUUGCGCAUUGAGGAAGAUGAAGUAGCCGCUAUUACGAAUGGUUGAACGGUCUUGGCAUGCAUUUAUUUUAAUUUUUUUAUCCGUUAACCUUA
Messenger RNA from Telopea speciosissima, 865 nucleotides. Its product is annotated as elongation factor 1-delta-like. The transcript is spliced from 7 exons. Gene Ontology annotation, cellular component: cytosol; eukaryotic translation elongation factor 1 complex. The record is from RefSeq and is a predicted model, not a curated record. Bases 69 to 761 code for a protein of 230 amino acids. NCBI's taxonomy places the organism in Eukaryota, Viridiplantae, Streptophyta, Magnoliopsida, Proteales, Proteaceae. Gene Ontology annotation, biological process: translational elongation. Gene Ontology annotation, molecular function: translation elongation factor activity; guanyl-nucleotide exchange factor activity.